CACUUUUCUCUUGCCAACUUUUUACAGCGCCCUUCUCUUGCCCAAGCUACCACCGUGUCUCCCCACACGUUUUCAUUGUACAAGGGGUUUCUCGCUCUACUUUCCCACCACGCUUUUUUUUUUCGUUUAUUUCUCUGGAUUCCUGGAAACAGCAUAGGCACGCUCCAAGCACACGGACACAUACAAAAUUACUAAUUUGCAACAGUAAAACAGCACCACAAUGCCGGCGAAUUGGGCUUCCGUAACAAAGAGUGGAACUACGCAGACUGCCAGCAAGCCCACAGCGGCGCCAAAAGAGCGGAAGCACCAGCAGCAGAAGACUGCUCCUAGAAACAAUUACGCACCCAGCAUAGCGGUACCCCAGAUCAAUCCGGACAUUGAGCAGUCGCUGCUCAAAAUCGGCAGGCUCGCAAUCAACGUUGCCAAACACCAGCGAGAUGUUAAGCUCCCACUCUACAUUCCUGACGAUCCAGUCUACUGGAAAAAUCAGCUGAACCAGCGCCGACUGCGUAAAAAAGCCAGGCGUGACCGCAGCAACGGCAUUGUCGCGCCACCAGCGGCAGGCACAAAACCGCAGCCCAAAUCAGAACAGCAGCCAAAGGAAAGGCCAGUAGAUACACCCAACCCGCCCGAGUCCGAGGCUAAGCCUGCACCAGCGCCCAAACCAAAGCCCAGCAGCUGGGCACAGUUGAUAAAAGAUGCCAAUGCAUCGAAGCCUGGUACCAACGGUGUAGCAAAUACAUCAGGCAUUGCGGGACAGGGCAGCGGAAUGAAGUCUGGAGGAUUCAGGUCUCUGGAGGAGGCACUGGAGAACUGGGCUGUCGCAUUUGACGCGCCGCCGGUCCAGCCGCGCGGGCUAGUUAACACAGGCAACAUGUGCUUCAUGAACGUGGUCCUGCAGGCCCUGUUGUACUGUGCGCCGUUCUACAACAUGCUGUGGAGCAUCAAGGAGAACGUUGCAUUCAGCUUCAACACAUCCACACCGUUGCUAGAGGCUCUGAUCCAGUACGUGCACGAGUUCAAGCGAGAUCGCACAGCGCUGGCUCAGCUGGCCAGUGAGCUGGACGAGCCAUUUGUCCCCGAGAACGUGUAUGAGGCACUGCGGAAAAAGAACGUGUUCCAGACCCUGCGUGGGCAGCAGGAGGACGCGCAAGAGUUCAUGAGCUAUCUUGUCGACGGAAUCCACGAUGAGCUGGCGUCGAUCAUGCAGGUGUACCAGGCAAAGCGGCAGGGUGUUGCGGUGGCUGCCAACGGCGCAAAUGUGGCUGCAGACAGCGAUGACUGGCUUGAGGUCGGCCACCAGAACAAGGCCAGCCUCGUACGUGAUGGCGGCGCAUCAACCAGGACGCCGAUAUCGCAGAUCUUUGGCGGCUCGCUGCGCUCAACCCUGAGCAUCCCCGGCGCAGCCCUGGCUGGAAUCAGCAACGGCUCAAUCUCCCGCGCGCCGCAGAGCUCGAAUCGCGAGCCGUUCCAAUGGCUGGCACUGGACAUCUCGUCGGACAGCGUCGAGUCGAUCGAGGACGCCUUUGACGAAUUUGUUGCCCCCGAGGUCAUUGAGGGCUACAUGCCGCUGCCUGGUGGCAGUGCUGUGGAUGCCACCAAGCAGGUGCUGCUCGAGAGCCUGCCACCGGUGCUGAUGCUGCACCUGAAGCGCUUUGUGUUCUGUCCAAACGAGGGUGUGCAAAAGGUGCACAAGUUUAUCGAGUACCCGGCCACCCUGACGCUGUCGCCCAAGUGGUUUGCCAAGGGUGCCAACGUGGCAAAGUACCGCAACGCAAAGUACCGCCUGACCGGCGUCGUGUACCACCACGGCUCGCAUGCGUCGGGCGGCCAUUACACAUGCGACCUGCUCAGGGCCUCGAACGAGUGGCUGCGCUUUGAUGACGUUGACAUUGACUGUUUGAGCUCAGUCGACGAUGCACUGGACGAGAAGAAGGACCGCACUGCGUACAUUCUGUUCUACACGAUUUGCCAUUAGACUAUUCUCAAUUGAUGCCCUAGCCUCUAUGUCCCUUAUGAACACGUG
Molecule: messenger RNA, 2026 nt
Organism: Linderina pennispora
Lineage: Eukaryota; Fungi; Kickxellomycota; Kickxellomycetes; Kickxellales; Kickxellaceae
Product: cysteine proteinase
Exons: 5
Coding region: 221-1978 (585 amino acids)
Biological process (GO): protein deubiquitination
Cellular component (GO): nucleus; cytosol
Molecular function (GO): cysteine-type deubiquitinase activity; cysteine-type endopeptidase activity
Source: RefSeq, a predicted model, not a curated record